CUGGGGCUGAAUGUACUUAGGAUUCCAUUCCAAGGUUGACUUGAAAGGUGCGUGGAAGAUCGAGAAAAGAAAGGUAUUAAGUCAUGAUGCAGGAAUCUGCGACAGAGACAAUAAGCAACAGUUCAAUGAAUCAAAAUGGAAUGAGCACUCUAGGCAGCCAAUUAGAUGCUGGCAGCAGAGAUGGGAGACCAAGUGGUGACACCAGCUCUGAAGUAAGCACAGUGGAGCUGCUGCAUCUGCAACAACAGCAGGCUCUCCAGGCGGCAAGACAACUUCUGUUACAGCAGCAAACAAGUGGGCUGAAAUCUCCUAAGAGCAGUGACAAACAGAGGCCAUUGCAGGUCCCCGUGUCAGUGGCCAUGAUGACGCCCCAGGUGAUCACCCCUCAGCAGAUGCAACAGAUUCUUCAGCAGCAGGUCCUGUCUCCUCAGCAGCUCCAAGCCCUCCUCCAGCAGCAGCAGGCAGUGAUGCUACAGCAGCAACAACUACAAGAGUUUUACAAGAAACAGCAGGAGCAGUUACAUCUUCAGCUUUUGCAGCAGCAGCAACAGCAGCAGCAGCAACAGCAGCAGCAGCAGCAACAACAGCAACAGCAGCAACAACAGCAGCAGCAGCAACAGCAGCAGCAGCAGCAGCAGCCGCAGCAUCCUGGCAAGCAAGCGAAAGAGCAGCAACAGCAGCAGCAGCAGCAGCAGCAGCAGCAGCAGCAACAGCAGCAGUUGGCCGCCCAGCAGCUUGUCUUCCAGCAGCAGCUUCUCCAAAUGCAGCAACUGCAGCAGCAGCAGCAUCUGCUCAGCCUUCAGCGACAGGGCCUCAUCUCCAUCCCACCAGGCCAAGCGGCCCUCCCUGUCCAGUCGCUGCCUCAAGCUGGUCUGAGCCCUGCCGAGAUUCAGCAGCUGUGGAAAGAAGUGACUGGAAUCCAUACUAUGGAAGACAAUGGCAUUAAACACGGAGGGCUAGACCUCACCACAAACAAUUCCUCCUCGACUACCUCCUCCACCACUUCCAAAGCAUCACCACCAAUAACUCAUCACUCCAUAGUGAACGGACAGUCUUCAGUCCUGAAUGCAAGGCGGGACAGCUCGUCACAUGAGGAGACUGGCGCCUCCCACACGCUCUAUGGCCAUGGAGUUUGCAAGUGGCCAGGCUGUGAAAGCAUUUGUGAAGAUUUUGGACAGUUUUUGAAGCACCUUAACAAUGAGCAUGCAUUGGAUGACCGGAGCACCGCCCAAUGUCGCGUGCAAAUGCAGGUGGUACAGCAGUUAGAAAUACAGCUUUCGAAGGAACGUGAACGUCUUCAAGCGAUGAUGACCCACUUGCACAUGCGACCCUCAGAGCCCAAACCAUCUCCCAAACCUCUAAAUCUGGUGUCUAGUGUCACCAUGUCGAAGAACAUGUUGGAGACAUCCCCACAGAGCUUACCUCAAACCCCUACCACACCAACGGCCCCAGUCACCCCGAUUACCCAGGGACCCUCAGUAAUCACCCCAGCCAGUGUGCCCAAUGUGGGAGCCAUAAGAAGGCGACAUUCAGACAAAUACAACAUGCCCAUGUCAUCAGAGAUUGCCCCGAACUACGAAUUUUAUAAAAAUGCAGAUGUUAGGCCUCCAUUUACUUAUGCAACUCUCAUAAGGCAGGCUAUCAUGGAGUCCUCUGACAGACAGUUAACACUUAAUGAAAUUUACAGCUGGUUUACACGGACCUUCGCUUACUUCCGGCGGAACGCUGCAACUUGGAAGAAUGCAGUACGUCAUAAUCUUAGCCUGCACAAAUGUUUUGUUCGAGUAGAAAAUGUGAAAGGAGCAGUGUGGACUGUGGAUGAAGUAGAAUACCAGAAGCGAAGGUCACAAAAGAUAACAGGAAGUCCAACUUUAGUAAAAAAUAUACCUACAAGUUUGGGCUAUGGAGCAGCUCUUAAUGCCAGUUUGCAGGCUGCCUUGGCAGAGAGCAGUUUGCCUUUGUUAAGUAACCCUGGACUGAUCAAUAACGCCUCCAGUGGCCUCCUGCAGGCCGUCCAUGAAGACCUCAACGGUUCCCUGGACCACAUCGACAGCAAUGGGAACAGCAGUCCGGGCUGCUCGCCUCAGCCACACAUACAUUCGAUCCACGUCAAGGAAGAACCUGUGAUUGCCGAGGAUGAAGACUGUCCCAUGUCUUUAGUGACAACAGCCAAUCACAGUCCAGAGUUAGAGGAUGACAGAGAGAUUGAGGAAGAGCCUUUAUCUGAAGAUCUGGAAUGAGAAUGAACUUGUGACACCUCAGUGUGAAGGGACAUAUCACUGACCUUCAUAACCACUCCACAACCAUGAAUAUUUGACACAUUUUUACUGUGACUAUUUAUUAAGCAUGGAUAAAGGAGACAGCCCUAAAGGAACUUACCAAGCCAGCCCUUUGGGAUUCAGAACCAACAGGCAAAAUGCUUGUUUUCUUCUCUCUCUGUCUUUAUCGUUUAUUUCUUUAUUUUACUUUCUUUUCUUUUUCUUUUUUCUUUUUUAGAAAAAAAAAAGCAAAAAACUGAUUUUCUUGGGAAAAAAAAAGAACUGUUCUUUCCAUAAUGGCUCUGCCCAUUUAAAAAAUGUGGCUCUUAAGGGUUCAUGAAAUGACUGAAUAUGAGGAUCCAUGUCCUAUAGAAAGCAACUGCGCCUCAUAUACUGCCAAAAAUAGUGUUAGUUUCAUUAAUGUGAAUUUUCCAGCAUUCAGUAGUUGUAAUGUUAGAAACAAUUGCUGGUCAAGUUCAACUUGUUGCUAUUGUUUUUUAAUUUGCACAGGAGUAGUAUCAGAAAUUAGUCACUGCUUGUAUCUAGCUCAAUUUUAAACAACAGAACAUUAGUUUUUUAUGUUGGUGCCACCAACUGUAAAUGACAUAAGUUAGUUAUUCCAAAACACAGUAAUUAGACUGUUGCAACCAUCUCCCACCUUAGGCUUCCAGUCUGUGCUGUUAGUGUUAAGAUGUAAAGUGCAAUCCUAAGCUAACAUUAUCUGUGCAAGCACCAUAGAAACAUUUGCAUAUCUGCAUAGAUCUUACAACUGUACUCUUUACCUCCUUGUGAUAAAGCUUUGUCUACCUGCAAACACAGUCAAAGGCUACAGCUGCAAACCAAAGCCAACUCGAACCAUGGCCAAGAGCCCCAGGACAGAAGCAGCCACAUGCUUUGGUCAGCCUUCUGUAACUUCAAUUAGUACAAAGGAACCUUUUCCAUGAACUACCUGCUGUUUUCUGAUGACCUCUGGGAUCUUUUCAUUUAGCCCUAAACAAAGAAACAAAUAUGACAGAAAAACAAAACCACAGAUAAAAGUAUUCAUUCAGUCACAGAGUAAUCUUCUGAGGCCAAAAGUCCAUCUAAAUGCAAUGAAGAUUUGCUUUCGUUAAAGACAGAGGUGAGGACAAAAUCUGCAGUGGAAGUUAUGACAUGCUAGAAAGCAACAAAUGUGGAUCACUGACCAAAACAAUUGUGUACUUGAUGCAAAUGCAGAUUGCGUAUUGUUAUAUAUAUAUAGUACAUUGUGUUUUUGUUUUCUCCAUCCAGUCAAUUCUUUUUGGUGAUGAGUACAUGUUGUUAGAAGUACAUGUCUUGUAUGGUCUGAAUCUCUGUCGUGUACUAUUUUUUUAUAGUCUUAAGUUAUAAUAAAAAAAAAACAAAAAGUAGGAACCAAACAUAAAAGGUCUAGUAAAGCCAAAAAUUAAUUUCCUAUUGAUUUUAAAGUGAUCUAGCUGAGUUUUUACACUGAAAGCAAAGAUUAUAGCAAGUGUAGCCCAUGGUAUUUAUUUUCAGUCAAACCAAAGUUACAUAUACUUCUGCCUCUUCUUAUAUGGGAUAUAAACACUAACACACUCCCUUCAAAGACUUGCGCAGGCCAAAUUGUUGGAAUGCUGAUUUGCUUGACAACUCUAAACCCCAAAACUAUGAUAAUACGUUAUGGUGUAGUUGAAGAUAGCAUAGCCAGAUGUUUGCUUAAAACCUAGAGACUUUACGUGUUGCUUUUCAUGUGCUGUGCCAAGUCUUGAUAAUACUUUUUCCCCCAACCAAGGGACCUCAUAACCUGAUUAUGGUUAUUGCUUUACAAACAGUUUUGACAGACGGUGGCUGCUAGAGCUCCGUGUGGUGGAGCCGGUUCUUGCAAACUAAGCUCAAUGUUUAUCCUUUGCUGAAGUCAGCAAAUAGAGUUAGAGAGAUACCCAGUCAUCUUUCACACCAAAAAAAGGACAUAACGGCUUUCAAAAGGGUUUUCCCACUUACCCAAAAGGCUUUCUGAAAGCUUCUACCUCUGCAAAAAAGAAAAAAAGGAAAAAGAAAAAAAAAAAGAAAAAAGGAAAAAAAAAAGGAAAAAAAGAGAAAAAAGUUAGAACAAUUAUGGCAGAUUGCAUGAAACAUGAGAACGUCACAGUAACUGCUACUUUUCAUUAUGUUUGUCUUUGGGUCAUGAUCAACGAACCGGAAGUGAUUGACAUGGUCUCAAAAGAGAGAUUGGUAUUCUGAAGGAUGGUUCUCUGAUGUCUAGGAUACUGCCGUCAGGAUUAUCUGAAAGGGAAUGAAUCUUUCGGGUGCAUGUCCAAAAUGCUUUGAUGGACUGGAAGGAACUGGGAGAGUCGUACCAUCGGGAGGGUGGCCUAAGACUACAAUGCUAAAGUAUGCAUACCUCAGUUUCAAAACUUUUGAAAGGAAGUCUCAGCCACAGAAUGCAUAUACCUGUAGAGUUCUGCAUGGGUUUUAUAUGAAUACAAUUUUAAAAAAUAGCUGCUUGCACAUUAUACCAGAAAAACCUCCAAAACUGCAAUUGCUUUGAAAAUAGAUUUUAGGUUUUUUGGAGUUUUCUGAAAUGCUUGGUCUGUAUUUUGAUAAUUGUGCAUAUUAUGUAAAAAUGUUGGUGGACCCAUAAAUGACCAGACUUUUUCUAAGAAAAAUGUUGCUUUAAUGCAUUUCAUGGAUUUUUACUCUUCUAUCAUUGCUUGCUAGUAAUAGCAAACCUGCUUUUCUGCAUCUGCUUUGCGUAGCUAUUGUAAGGCUUUGAACUAAUGUAUGUAUUUAUUGCUUGAACUUCUGUGCAUACCUUAUAAAGCAUAAUGUCUGACAAUUUAAAUGGCUCAUGUAUUCUUGCUUCUACCAUAAGCUGAUUAUGGAGACUAUGAUCUUUUGUAUACAGCAAAUUUUAACUGUAGCACAAACAUCUGUUUAUGUAUUGGUGGGAUAUACCUGUUUUAUUUAUCUUCUUUGAGGUAAACUAAUUUUUGAUACUUUCAUUACUGUGUACUAUGUUCAUAUUUUGAAUUCUCUGACGUUAGAAGUCAUGGUUGAGAAUUGUAACACAACUGUUAUUCGUUCUGUAUUCAUGGCUUUCACUGCUGAAUAAAAUAAAGGACCAAACCUA
This is a messenger RNA of Myodes glareolus (Bank vole), 5367 nucleotides long. NCBI's taxonomy places the organism in Eukaryota, Metazoa, Chordata, Mammalia, Rodentia, Cricetidae. The record is from RefSeq and is a predicted model, not a curated record.